CAGAGACAUUCACUCCGUCAGUGGAAAAUCCAGCUGUAGCUCAAAGUGACUCGUCUCCUUGAGUAAAUUCAACUAAGACUUUACCUUUUUCUCACCCUUCCCAUUUCUUUCAUGUUUAUGCUUUCUUUUGAACUUGAAUACUUUGAGAGAUCUGCCAUGAGGACUGGUGAGGGAACAGGUGAUGUGCUGAAGAAGUGUAGAAGUUUUUUUUCCAUAGAGCUGCAACCCCUGCCUCUGAUUCAUUUAAAGGCUGCGCAACUGAACACAGCACUGCCGCUUUAGUCAUUAUUUCUCUUUAUUGUGUGAACUGGAAUUUUUGGAAGUAUUUUAGAUGGAAUGCCAGGAUUUGUUGUAGGCAAGGAUUCUGAAUAAACUCCUGGGAGAAUUCAUGAGUUUCACAAGUGUGCACCAUUCUCAUUAUAAAUGCUAAACUUCUCUUUUCUGGGAGCCAUUCACUCUGUGCAAUCAAAACAAGACAUGACCACCAUGUCAGUGGAGUCCCUGGGGGCAAUGGUGGAUGGAGUUCCCAAUGCCACAGAGACACCAGUGGAAGUAUCCACUGAGGAUAUGGCUGCCACAUUCACCAUUGGCACCCUCCUGUCCCUCGUGUGCAUCAUGGGUGUGUCAGGAAACAUCUACACCCUGGUGGUUAUGUGCCACUCCAUGCGCUCAGCUGCCUCCAUGUACAUAUACAUAGUCAACCUGGCUCUGGCGGACCUGCUCUAUCUGCUUACUAUUCCCUUUGUGGUGAGCACACACUUUUUGAAGGUCUGGUACUUUGGUGAUGUAGGAUGCCGGACUCUCAUCAGUAUGGACUUUCUCACCAUGCAUGCAAGCAUUUUCACUCUGACUGUGAUGAGUAUGGAACGAUACUUCGCUGUACUCAAGCCUCUGGAUACAGUGAAACGCUCUAAGAGCUAUCGGAAGGCCAUCGCCAUGCUAGUGUGGACAGCCUCGUUGAUUCUAACCCUUCCUAUGAUUAUUGAUGUAGAGUUGACAACAAAAAACUCCAAGUUUAUGUGUCAGACCACCCUAAGUCCUCUUUCUUACAAGAUCUACAUCACAUCCCUUUUCUGCACCAGCAUUGUGGCUCCAGGGGUCAUAAUCGGCUACCUAUACAUUUGUCUGGCCCGUACGUACUGGAUCUCACAGACGGAGACCUUUAAGCAGACCCAGAGGCUGCCUAACCACAAAGUGCUGUACCUCAUCUUUACCACUGUGCUCCUCUUCUGGGCCUGCUUCCUGCCCUUCUGGAUCUGGCAGCUCAUGGGUCAGUUCAAGACAGAAAUGGUCCUCUCCCCCAAGGUCAAGCGCAACAUCAACUACCUUACCACCUGCCUCACCUACAGCAACAGCUGCAUCAACCCUUUCCUUUACACUCUCCUGACCAAGAACUACAAAGAGUACCUUCGGAAGCAGCAGAGGACCUGGUCAACUGUGGGUUAUUUCAACAGAAGGAACCGUUUCCAGACGUCGCCGCGCCGCUCCCUCUCUACCAGCAGCCAGCAGUGCACAGAGAGCUUUGUGCUCACACACAUGCCGCGCACCAACAGCAGCAGUGUGUGAGGUGAGUUUCGAUGCUUUUCACUGCAGUCGCAUCAUCCCUGGAGAGCAGUCUGAGAAACAGACUGGGCAUUGAGUUACAUCUAGAAAACCGCUCUGAAUAAAACCCUUUGUUGUCUACAUGCAUCUGCUUGCUUGAACUUCUGUUGUUUUGAUUUUGUGAAUUUUAGUAUUAUGCUUUACAUGCAUCUCAUUUCCAUAUUUACACUUGCAACACAUAUAAGCUGCAGCUGUGAUUUAAGAACCUUGUAUACUUGGAGUUCCUUGUUUUUUUCACUGCAUCUUCUACUUUCUUCAAAAUAACAAAAUGACAUUGCCAGAGAGUUUUUGUGACUGGAGAGUGUUAAAACAAAGCUGGUACAAGUUAAUAAAGAAGUAAAAGUGAGAGAUCAGGUUUUUGAAACACUUGAAGCAAGAAUGCAAAAAUAAAUUACCACUGCCCUGAACAGAAGAGCCUGUCCCCAGACAACUUGAAGAGACAGCAAUCUGAGUGAUAAGAAAAUUCUAUCAUUUAUAGAGUACAUUUCCAAACAAAUAAACAUUUUUGUUAUGUAUAACACUGAGGACAUGUAAUUUUAUCUGUACAUGAAUAAAACAUUUUUCAAGACUAAAAAGUAAGGUGCAGGUGUAUCAUUUACUCACAUCUUAAUUGAUUCUGUUGAUCAUUAAAAACAUGUCACAUGAAUUAAGGCUCCACUUUAUAUUCUCAGUGCCAAGGUCCUUUCAGUUGAACUGCUACCCUGUGGAUGAGAUACAACAGGUUUAUUGAAUAACUAGAAUGCCAGAUGUUCAAAGAAAACAGUCAUAAAGUAGAGAUUAUGAACUGUCUAGCAAGG
Molecule: messenger RNA, 2399 nt
Organism: Electrophorus electricus (electric eel)
Lineage: Eukaryota; Metazoa; Chordata; Actinopteri; Gymnotiformes; Gymnotidae
Gene: uts2r1
Product: urotensin 2 receptor
Biological process (GO): neuropeptide signaling pathway; regulation of blood pressure; blood vessel diameter maintenance
Cellular component (GO): plasma membrane
Molecular function (GO): urotensin II receptor activity
Source: RefSeq, a predicted model, not a curated record